GCUGGGUGGACCAGCAAGCAGUCCCUCUGCCAUGUUUACGUGGUGCGUUGUUAUCCUGCAGCAAAUGCGAGACCAGAGUCGGCCCUGGAAUACACAGCUGUUGGUCCGUUUGAUGACGACUCUGCUACUACAGGGGAGGAGCACUCGUACAGCCUGUCAAGUCCUACCCCACCCUCUUCACUCUAUCGCAGUACAGGCAUAGAAUGUCAGCAGAUCUGCCACAUAGCGAAGAAAAUGAAGACUGCCACUGUUACUGGGCGUAAUGUUUGGAGUCGUGGCAGCCAUCAUCAUAAUCACUGUUAUGUUGUGCUGCUUCUGCUCCUGCUGCAUUCUGUACAAGAAGCGCCAACCCCGUCUUAGUGGCGGGCCACUGUACCGGAUGCACUGUUCCUCCACAGCUAGCGGUGUUGCCAACAUGUACUCAUUUUCAAAUCCAAACAGUCUGGCAACUACACCGUUAGACUCAGCUUUGGCUAAUUCACGUCUUCUGGUGGAUCUUGAGCCAGUUGUUGCUCGCUCUUUGUCGCCAACCGACAGCCGUGCUACAAUGGCAAUGGGGCACACAUUCUCAAGAGAUACACGCUCUGCUGAAAUGGACCUUCACGCCAAUGAACUGGGAGGCGUUGCAGGGACUAGAACAGAACCUCCACCGCCUUAUAAUUCUUCAGUCAAUGAGCAGCAUCCUGACAGAAGUGUGCCGCUUCUCAGUCAUGGAAGAUCCUUCAGUCAGCAGACCUUCAACCCUGCAGGCCCUCUUCAUUCGAUGCAAACAUCUAGCUCUGGGGCACCUCAACUUGAGUCACCAGUGCUACCCACUUCUAGGAUAUUUCCAAGCACGGGAACGCCUUUAGCUUCUUGCACUACUUUUGUCCCGUCUCCUACACAGCCUGCAGCAACUGAUCAAGUCACAGCAAGCACAUCUGUUGCUGCUACUGCUUCUGGAACGGGGCCAGUUCUUCUGCCAGCAUCUACUUCACCACUGGUGACCACUGUUGCUUCCAGAGGCCAUGAUGCGCUCUAUCAUUCCACCAAAUUCUGAAGAGGACAUUUUGCCUUUGUGUUUUUGAGCUUAGGUAGUCGAUCUGCAGCCUAACAUAAUCUUCCAACAAGAUGGAACCCCCCACAUUGGGGUCUGGAUGUUCAGAGGUCCCUCAAUGCCACCUUCCUAGAUCGCUGUAUUGGACCUGGCGGGCCAAUUCUGUGGCCACCAAUUUCGCUGGACAUCACUCCACUCGACUUCUUCCUCUGGGGUUACAUGAAGGACCGUGUGUUCGUGCCUCCAGUGAAUGAUGUCCCAGAUUCACGAGCCCGCAUCCGUGAAACAAUUGCUACUGUACCAAUGGACUUGUUGGAAAGAACGUGGCAAGAAAUUGAAACAGAUUGGGUAGUGUUCGUGCUACCAAUGGUGCACAUGUAGAGGUUUAUUAGUGUGACAAAUACAUUUUUUUAGUUGUUCUUGUAUUUCCUGUAGCUUCAUUUUCCUACCAUUCAUACUUUCUGUUCUAAGAGCUGAUAUAAUGGGGACGUUUGAAUGGAACAGACUAUAUUUAAGGUCACUUAUGUACAUACUUACGUCUUUGGUGUAUGGUUCUAUAAGAAACUUUAAGUCCUAUAUAACAGAUGACCUUCCCAAUUAUUUGCCUUCUGCCUUUGUCUCUUUACCUUCAGCUGCUGUAAACAAGCUGUACAUCAUUCUUUCUCAACAGGUGGGAUUUAAACUUCAGCUUGGUGGAAUAUUGAGAUCUCAAAAUUAAGAAUUUCUAAUGAUUACUAUAACACUUAAAAUUUGUAAAACUAUAAAAUUGUGGUAAAAGAAGCUCUUUUUUUAAUUCGCUUAGUGGGGGUGCAGUCCAACUGGGUCCACUCGGCAUGGCGGCCACUGAUUGGCCUA
This is a messenger RNA of Cryptotermes secundus, 1891 nucleotides long. RefSeq lists its product as uncharacterized. The transcript has 6 exons. The record is from RefSeq and is a predicted model, not a curated record. Lineage: Eukaryota; Metazoa; Arthropoda; Insecta; Blattodea; Kalotermitidae. The coding region runs from base 263 to 1039 and encodes 258 amino acids.